Molecule: messenger RNA, 2631 nt
Organism: Leucoraja erinaceus (little skate)
Lineage: Eukaryota; Metazoa; Chordata; Chondrichthyes; Rajiformes; Rajidae
Product: transcription factor HES-5-like
Exons: 3
Coding region: 912-1349 (145 amino acids)
Biological process (GO): regulation of transcription by RNA polymerase II; regulation of neurogenesis; anterior/posterior pattern specification
Cellular component (GO): nucleus
Molecular function (GO): RNA polymerase II cis-regulatory region sequence-specific DNA binding; DNA-binding transcription factor activity, RNA polymerase II-specific; protein dimerization activity
Source: RefSeq, a predicted model, not a curated record
UCUCUCUCUCUCUCUCUCUCUCUCUCUCACACACAAAUACAUGCAUACACACGCACACAUACACACACUCACACACACAUGCACACACACUCAUGCACCCACACUAUCUAGCCAGAUUUUGUUUGGCAGUGAUAGCUUGGUAUUUCUAUCUGCUGGUACAGAUCUAGUCCCCACCCCCUGACUGCAUGGUGAAGUAUACAAAAGGGCUGGAAAAGGUUUUGGUCUUACUCCAACAACUCUAGUCUGGUACCCGAGGUGAACAUAUAGAUGCUGCGACCACCCACCGCUACAAUGGGUAAUGUACAGUAAACAAUUAAUGUACCAGAAGGUCUUUGGGAUGUGGAUGGAAACCAGGGCACCUGAAGAAAACUCACACAGUCGUAGGGAGAGCAUGCAAAUUCCACACACAUAUAACUUGAUGUCACGUUCAAACCCAGUUUGCCCAAUCUAUGAGACAGCAGCAGUAACACUGUCCUCCUGUACUGUCUGAAUGCACUAUUGGUUGAAGAUUCCCAUGAGCCAAAUGCAAGUACGGGGAAACUUCUGCAGAUUUUUCUUGUUAGUUUGUGGGAGGAGUUAUAAUUUGUGGUGAUGAGCAAAAUGCACCUCAAAUAUGGACUGAAUUCAGUUUGGUAGCGGUAAUGAGUCCCGGAGAUGAAAAGGAACAGACCUGCAAACAGACCUGACCUUUCUGUGCAUGCUCUCUAACUAUCGUAAACAGUUUAAGAUUAGUCUCAAUAAUGGAACCUGCCAUUUGGAAUUUAAACAGAGGAAAUGUGUUUGUCAAUCAUAUCUCCACUCUUGUCUCUCUGGAAAUGUUUCAGUUUGGUUCCACAAUCACGAUUCAGUUUGGAUCAUAGGGGUCUUAUCAGAAACAUUCCUAUGUUUUCCAAGCUCAGCAAGCUAAAAUCAUGAAGAUAACAAUCGAGAAAAGGCGCCGAGAUCGGAUAAACAGCAGCAUCAACCAGCUAAAGACUCUACUGGGAAGAGAGUUUCAAACGGAAGAACCGAACAUGAAACUGGAGAAAGCCGACAUUCUGAAAAUGACAGUGAAUUACCUGAAGUAUCACAACCAACAGCUCAGAGCAAGCUGUACGACUGGUAACCCGGAGCGAGACUAUAACGAAGGAUACUCCCGGUGUUUGCAGGAGGCUCUUCGAUUUUUCUCGACCCACGAAGGCAAAAGCGACAUUCAGAAGAAGCUGGUGACACGCUUCCAAAGGAUACAGCCACGGUGCCCGGCCAAAGGUCUACUUUACGGUGUAUAUCUUCCUUACACUGCUUCUUGUCAGACUGGCACUGAGCAAACACCCCAGUCCAACCCCGCGGCUCUCUGGAGACCCUGGUAAAUCUUGAACCAGGAGCCGCACACGUUUAAGACUCUUGUUUACUGGGCGAUGGUGAACGCGUUGUAGGAGAAUCGUUCUCCAGAGUCAGGUAUAACUAUUUCGUGAUAAGACUUGAUAUGUUGUAAGCUUUUCUUCAUAUUGAAGACGGUGUAUUUCCUUGAACUAGGGAACUUGUCCUUUUGUAAUCUCUGUCCUGUCGUUAUGUUAUUCGUGGGAUUUCCAGAUAUUUUAUUGCAAUCGUUUUCGACAAAUUGAUUAUAAUAUGUAGCUGGCGUAGGAGGGAUGUUUCUCCGCUUUAUAUCCGCAGAUCCCAGACCGGGAUAAUCUUAUUUAUUCUUCAUGGUGAAGAGAUGCUGCAAAGUUUGGGGUUAAUUGUCUGUGGAGUAACGGGCGGCUCUGAACAGAUGUUUGUUGUUUGAUUGCUUAUGAAUUAAAAUAUCUGGAUAGAUUAUUCCUGAAUUUCUUUUCUCUGUCACGCAUUGCAAACCUUUCCAUUCGUUCCUCUAGUCCACGGUGAUGUUCUACCCCGAACAUCUACUUUCUUUGCCUGAUCACCAGUACAAAGUCGUAUCUCUUUUGGAGAAAACCGGGAUCAUUACACUGCUGAUCUGACAAUUUUGGCUUGAUAAUCUUCUGCAAAUUUUCCAUCUCCACUGUCAUUUCCCCAACGUAAGCUGCUAUUAAACAGCACCUAUUUGCUCUCCUCUCGCUAUCACUGGUGUUUCAUAAUUGUCUAUUUCUGAACCCUGUUAUUCGUUAUUAUCUUCAGUGACUUCUCCAUUGAUGAGGUUGGUUCCCACGUGGAGGCAAUGCCGCCUGCUGUGGUUCUGCACUGCGAACAUUCAUACUGUUUGUAUAUUAUCAGACCAUAUAUCACUGCUGGGCUCUGAGUGAAUACUAACUUUUAACAGAGUAACGAUGACAACGCUGUAAUCAUCUACUGCAGAUGUUACCAGCACUGGGGUGUCUCUGGUACUUCACUGGGGACAGUCCAGGCCAGUCAACCAUGUCAGCACCCUCGGCACACAGCUCGGUGUUCAUCUCAGCUUUUAUUACUACCUUGUUCAAUAAAACAUCGUUUCCUUAAAUCCUUGUAUUCCGCUUUUCCUCUUCAUUCUUCCCUUCGAACAAUCAUGUGUUGUUUGUUUGGGUGACUCGGUAAAUGAUUAUGUAAAUGUUUAUUUUCCUUUAUGUAAAGAGAGAUAAAUCUUAUUUUUGUAAUUUGUUCUACACAUAUUGUUGGCACUCCAUUGAAUUGUAUAUUGUCAAAAUAAAAACCCGA